Drosophila grimshawi is the source of this 4067-nucleotide messenger RNA. It is a transcript of the gene eIF3a, whose product is annotated as eukaryotic translation initiation factor 3 subunit A. Gene Ontology annotation, cellular component: eukaryotic translation initiation factor 3 complex, eIF3e; eukaryotic translation initiation factor 3 complex, eIF3m; multi-eIF complex. The record is from RefSeq and is a predicted model, not a curated record. Gene Ontology annotation, molecular function: translation initiation factor activity; mRNA binding. The transcript has 4 exons. Gene Ontology annotation, biological process: formation of cytoplasmic translation initiation complex; translation reinitiation. The coding region runs from base 138 to 3764 and encodes 1208 amino acids. NCBI's taxonomy places the organism in Eukaryota, Metazoa, Arthropoda, Insecta, Diptera, Drosophilidae.
UGUAUAAAUUUCGGAGGCACACGUAGGCGAGCUGAAGAUUUUUAUAAAUUUUCUGCUUAAACAAGCCUCAAAGCUGUUCAAGCAUAGUGAAAAAACCGAGUUAAAGGUCCUGUGCGUUAAAUUGCAAUCAAGUUAAGAUGGCGCGUUACACCCAACGUCCGGAAAAUGCUUUGAAGCGAGCCAAUGAAUUUAUUGAGGUGGGAAAACCUUUGCGUGCUCUGGACACGUUGCAGGAGGUUUUCCGCAACAAGAGAUGGAACUAUACCUACUCAGAGACGGUCAUUGAGCCGCUCAUGUUCAAGUAUCUGUACUUGUGCGUGGAGCUCAAGAAAUCGCAUAUCGCCAAGGAGGGUCUGUUCCAGUACCGCAACAUGUUCCAGCUGGUCAAUGUGAACUCAUUGGAGAAUGUGAUUCGCGGCUAUCUGAAAAUGGCCGAGGAGCAUACGGAGGCGGCACAGGCGCAAUCAUCGGCCGCUGUUGCAGUGCUCGAGUUAGAUGAUCUGGAUAAUAUUGCGACUCCAGAGAGUAUCCUCAUGAGUGCCGUUUGCGGCGAAGAUGCCCAGGAUCGAUCCGAUCGCACUAUUUUGCUGCCCUGGGUCAAAUUCUUAUGGGAAUCCUAUUGCCAGUGCCUGGAGCUGUUGCGUGUCAACACGCAUUGCGAGGCACUGUAUCAUGAUAUUGCGCGCAUGGCCUUCCAGUUCUGCCUGAAGUACAAUCGCAAGAGCGAGUUCCGGCGGUUGUGCGACAAGCUGCGCAAGCAUCUCGAGGACAUCUGCAAGAGCAACAACCAAACGACUGGUGUCUCCAUUACGAAGCCCGAGACGCAGCAGUUGUGCUUGGACACCAGGCUGUACCUGCUCGACUCGGCCAUACAGAUGGAAUUGUGGCAGGAGGCCUACAAGGCCAUUGAGGACAUUCACGGCCUAAUGGCCAUGUCCAAGAAGACGCCGGUGCCCAAAACCAUGGCAAAUUAUUAUCAGAAACUUGCCAUGGUUUUCAGCAAGGCCGGCAAUCAGCUCUUCCAUGCGGCCGCUUUGCUCAAACUGUUCCAGUUGACGCGCGAGCUGAAAAAGAAUCUGACCAAGGAAGAUCUGCAGCGCAUGGCAGCUCAUGUGCUGCUGGCCACACUCUCGAUUCCACUGCCCUCGGCACAUCCGGAAUUCGAUCGGUUCAUCGAGGCCGACAAGAGUCCACUGGAGAAGGCUCAGAAGCUGGCCGUGCUGCUGGGUCUGCCCCAACCGCCCACACGUGUCUCUCUCAUCCGUGAUGUCGUGCGUUUGAAUGUGCCCAAUCUGGUGUCCGACGAGUUCCGCAACCUGUACAACUGGCUGGAGGUGGACUUCAACCCAUUGAAUCUUUGCAAGCGCAUUCAAUCCAUUGUGGAUACCAUUGAGAGCACCGAAAAGGAGAAUACUCUGUUAACGCCUUAUAUUCAGUCACUCAAGGAUGUCACCAUUAUGCGCCUGAUCCGACAGAUCUCGCAGGUGUACGAGAGCAUAGAGUUCAAGCGCCUCCUCGAACUGGCGCCCUUCUGCAACAUCUUUGAGCUGGAAAAGCUGCUGGUGGAGUCGGUGCGUCACAAUGAUAUGCAGAUACGCAUCGAUCAUCAGCGCAACAGCAUCUUCUUUGGCACUGAUCUAACCGAGAGCCAGCGCGAAUACCGUCCCGAUGGACCGGCCCUGCAAUCGAUGCCCUCGGAGCAGAUACGCUCCCAGCUGGUGAAUAUGUCAACCGUAUUGACCCGAGCCGUUUCCGUUGUCUAUCCGAAUCGGGAGCGUGACCAGCGAGCCAAGUUGCGCACCCAGAUGGUGCAGCACUAUCACGAGAUUAAGGAUCGCGAACAUCAGCGCAUCCUGCAGCGCCAGAAGAUCAUUGAGGAUCGGAAAGAGUUCAUUGAGAAGCAGAAUAACGCCCGAGAGUUGGAGGAGGCUCGUCGCCACGAGGACGAAUCACGCAAGGCCAAGCAGGCCGAGCAGAAGCGUCUGGAACAGGAGCAGGAGAAGCGCGAACGCAAGCGUCACGAAAACGAAAUCCAAGCCAUCAAGGAGAAGAGUCUCAAGGAGAAGGUGCAGCAGAUAUCGCAAACUGCGCACGGCAAAAAAAUGCUCUCCAAACUGGAUGAGGAGGGCAUCAAGAAGCUCGAUGCCGAACAAAUUGCCAUGCGUGAAAGCGAGGAGCUGCAGCGCGAGCGUAAAGAGCUCCAGUCCAAGAUCAAGUCGCAGGAGAAGAAAAUUGAUUACUUCGAGCGUGCCAAGCGAUUGGAGGAGAUUCCGCUCUUCGAGAAGUAUCUGGCCGAGAAGAAUGUCAAGGACAAGGAAUUCUGGGAGUCCACGGAGCAGACGCGCAUUGAGCUCGACAUUGCUGAGCGCAAGGACGCCGUUGCCCAGCAGGCUCGCCUUCAACGCAUGUAUCCCGAUCGUGAUGAGUAUCUUAAUGCCCUCAAAAAGGAGCGCGCCUCACUGUACGUGGAGAAGCUCAAGAAGUUUGAGAUCGCGCUCGCCGAGGAGCGCAAGAAGCGUCUGGCCGAUCGUAUUGUGCGUCGCCGCGAGGAGCGCCGUCAGGCCUAUUUGCGCGCCAAGGAGGAGGAACGCUUCCGCAAGGAGGAAGAGAUACGCCAUGCUCGCGAGGCUGAAGAGCGUGCCGCUGCCGAGGCUCGGCGCCUGGAACGCGAAGCAGAGGACGAGAAGCGUCGCCAGCAAUACGAGAAGCAACGUGCCAAGGAAGAGGAGGCCGAACGCAAGAUCCAAGAGGAUCGCGAUCGUCUCGCCCGCGAAGUUGCCGUCGAGCGUGAGCGUAGCGAAAAGGAGCGCGACGUCUGGCGUCCACGUGCCGAGCGAGCACCUGCUUCAGCCGGCGGCGCCAGUGAGUGGCGUCGCAAUGCUCCUCCAUCUGAUCGCAACGAUCGCAAUGAUCGCAGCGAUCGCAAUGAUCGCAACGAUCGCAAUGAUCGCAAUGAUCGCAGCGAUCGCAAUGAUCGUAACGAUCGCAUUGAUCGCAACGAUCGCAAUGAUCGCAGCGAUCGUAAUGAUCGCGGUGAACGCGCUGAUCGUGGUGAGCGUGGUGAGCGCAAGGAUAAUGAAGGAGGCGCUGAUUCAUCGUGGCGAGUGCGUCGCGAACCCGAACCCCAACGUGGUGGUGGUGGCGGUAUGGAUCGCAGCGAGCGUGGUGGUGGCAUGGAGCGUGGCGAGCGUGGAGGUGGCAUGGAGCGUGGCGAGCGUGGAGGCGGCAUGGAGCGUGGCGAGCGUGGUGGUGGCAUGGAGCGUGGCGAGCGUGGAGGCGGCCUGGAGCGUGGCGAGCGUGGUGGUGGCAUGGAGCGUGGCGAGCGAGGAGGCGGCGGCGCAACUGGUCGUGAUGACAAGUGGCGUCGUGGCGGUGAACGCAACGAUCGUCUCGGCGGCGACCGCGAUCGUGACUCCUUCCGACGCAACGAUGGGCCACGACGUGACGAUGAUCGCGGUGGCUUCCGUCGCGACGAUCAGCCUCAACGUGAAACCGGCGGCAACUGGCGUGAUUCGCCACGUCAGCCCGAACGCGACAAUCGUCGUCCUGGUACCGGCGAGAGACGCGAUGCCCGCGGUGCUGGAGCCAAGGAAGGUGGCGGCGGCGGCGGCGGCGGCGGUGGAGGUGGCGGUGGCGGUGGAAACUGGCGCACAGCUCCGGCUCCACGUGAAGAAAAACCCGCGCCCAAGAGAGAACAGCAGCCACAGGACAAGGAAAAUAAGGCAGCUGAUGACGGCGAAUGGACUAGCGUUAAGCGGCGUUAAAAAUAAAUACAUAAAAUAUAUCUUUCGCAUUGUCGUCUAUACACACAGCAAUUCAAACAGUACCCAUUUUUUUAAUUAUAAUAUAUGUACACAUAAUUAUUGUAAUUGAAGCGAAAUAUGCGUUAAUCUGAUCCAUAAAACACAUUGGCCACGUUUAAAAAACAAAGAGAAAAAUGACUUCAAUAACAGAAGUUGUCAAGUCUUGUUCAAAAUAUACAUAUAUUCGUAUGCCAGCAGUCUGCCCUUGUUUUUUCAGAUGCUGGCUUAAAAUCAAUACUAAUAAAUCUGAUUAGCACAAAUGUU